Molecule: messenger RNA, 861 nt
Organism: Centruroides sculpturatus (bark scorpion)
Lineage: Eukaryota; Metazoa; Arthropoda; Arachnida; Scorpiones; Buthidae
Product: voltage-dependent T-type calcium channel subunit alpha-1I-like
Exons: 3
Coding region: 328-861 (177 amino acids)
Biological process (GO): sodium ion transmembrane transport; calcium ion transmembrane transport; calcium ion import
Cellular component (GO): voltage-gated sodium channel complex; neuron projection; voltage-gated calcium channel complex
Molecular function (GO): low voltage-gated calcium channel activity; voltage-gated sodium channel activity
Source: RefSeq, a predicted model, not a curated record
AUCAACAGAACGUAACUUAAAUAGAAUAUGCCAAAGCAACAUUAGUUAGUAAAGUUAGGUGGAGAGUUGGGAAGAUUUUAAAAUCACGGAAUGUUGCCAUUAGACUAUUUUUUCUAUGUAAUUUCCAAUUAGAGGAACGUCGAAGGUGCGCCACCUGGUAUCGGGUGAGGUAGUGGGAACGCGACACACAACACAUCGCAACGUGUCUAGCCGUAUGAGCUGGAGCGUGAAGCAUAGUCAUGGCGAUAUCUACGUGACAGUUAGUGUGAACUGUUCCAAACAACACAAGGAUGUGAGUUGGGUGCAGUUCGCCGAUAGAUCUGCGGGAUGACAGAUACAGAUAGUGUUGCUAACAGCCAACGUUGUAGUCACGAGGACAGCUGCUGCAGUUCAGAUGAAUAUUUGGCAUAUCCCGGUUUUGUACCCGUUUCGCUAUAUUGUUUAGAUCAACACACUAGACCGAGAAGUUGGUGUUUAAAGCUUAUAACAAAUCCAUGGUUUGAAAGGAUGAGUAUGAUGGUUAUUUUAUUGAACUGCGUUACUCUUGGUAUGUACCAACCUUGUGCUGAUGAACUGUGUGAAACCAAUCGAUGCAAAACGUUGCAGGUGUUUGACGAUUUCAUCUUUGCUUUUUUUGCCAUCGAGAUGAUCAUCAAAAUGAUUGCCAUGGGAAUACUUGGCAAAGGAGCUUACUUGGCCGAAACCUGGAACAGGUUGGAUCUUUUUAUUGUUAUAGCAGGGUCUUUGGAAUAUUGUCUAGAUGUUGGGAAUAUAAAUUUAUCUGCCAUCAGGACAAUCAGGGUUUUACGUCCACUUCGCGCUAUAAAUCGUAUACCAAGUAAGUUAAAAAGCUUCGUUUAA